Messenger RNA from Delphinapterus leucas (beluga whale), 7442 nucleotides. RefSeq names its product interleukin 17B (gene IL17B). Gene Ontology annotation, biological process: inflammatory response. Gene Ontology annotation, cellular component: extracellular region. NCBI's taxonomy places the organism in Eukaryota, Metazoa, Chordata, Mammalia, Artiodactyla, Monodontidae. Gene Ontology annotation, molecular function: cytokine activity. The record is from RefSeq and is a predicted model, not a curated record.
CGGUCACUGCUGGAAGAGCCUGGGCUUCGACCUGGGGAUCUGUCACCAGAGUUGUCAGGGGGUGCCAAUUCCUUCUGCCCACAGGACAGAGGCCCACGGCAUGCCUGGCAUGUAGGGAUGUAUUUGAAAGUGUUACUACUUUACAGCUGUGUUCAGAAACGGUCUCAACACUGAAAUUCUGGAAGAGGAGUGCAGGAUCUCACACCUACGUGUGUGUGAGCGAAUCAUCCUCACAAGUUUUUACUUUUGGCUGAGGAAUUGCCACAAGCCACUGAACUUGGAAUCAAUCCUGGCUCUGCCUUAUGCUAUGUGAGUGACUGUGGGCUGGUUACUUGACCUCUCUGAACCUCAGGAGCUUUGAGACGAAGGUGAUGCGAGUUAAAGUAAAUCAUGGACAAACUGGGGUGCACAGAAGAUUCAGGCCUUGCCCAGAAUCAUGAAGCAGAUGGUGGCACAGUGUUGUAUCUCAAGCCAGGAUUCUUCUCCAGAUUUGACUUCCCUUCCCUGGACUCCUCAGAAGGACUUGAUGAAAGAAUUUGCCUGAAGGAAAUAAGUGGUUGGAGCUAAGACGCCAGAACCCAUGAUUGACUGCUGUAAAUCCACUGCCUACAUACCUCUGAUUCCAUUAUGGUGCUUGUGGAAGAAAGUAUCAUGAUAAAGCUUCUGUCAUUCUGUGUCGUUGAGUGAUUCUGAUGAGCAUAGCGUGCCCAAGCAGCCUACACAGGACUUGUAAUAUAGGUCCUGCUCUGGUCGCAGUGGGGGCCCAGGCUCCUGAGCCAGGCGCUGAGAAGCACGUGUGAGUAAGGCAUGUCCGCUGCCUGCAAGAAGCUUCCACCUGGUGACUCUUCAAAAAAAAAACAGUAAAACAAAACACGCACGUGCAAGACCCCAGCCGCAAAUUCGCAGUCACGCAGAUAUACACCAAAACCAGCUCAAUAAAAACAGCGCUCUCUGAGCCAAUAGCUGAAGCCAAUAUGUAAGUCAGCCUUUGCUGGUCUUCUGGCCUCUGCUAAAACACCUUGGCUAAUGGGGAGCUCAGGGCAGUCCAUUCUAUUACUGGCACUCUGGCAACUGGAAAGUGUUCGAAAAAAGUUGUUCUAGAAUUGUUCAGUGUGAGCUGAUUGAGCACAGCUAAGAAUAAUGUGUACAACGAAAUAAUAGCAGGGCCAUUCACUGAGCCCACACUGUGCCAGGUGCUUUAUGUGCAUUAUCCCAUUAAAUUCUCCUUCCUCUCGAGGAGGACACAUAGGCUCAGAAAAGUUAGGCCACCUGCCCAAGGUGACCCAGCAGUUUUGUGGAGGGGCUGGGGUUCAGUCGCUUUAGUUCAGAGUGUGUGCUUUAAAUAUUAGCCUAUACUGGUUUUUCACAAUCCAAAAGCAAAAAUAGCACACGUAACACAAAAACACUGUACAACAAACACAGUCACACACAAACCAACCACAUUACAAUAAAAGCAGCCCAAACUGGCCAAAUCUUAAGUACCCUUUGUAUGACAGGCAAAUCAUAAUUUUUAUGAUAAGGCCACUUUAACAACCCUAGGAGGAAACUGAGGCUCAUUGAAGUGAGGAAGAAUGGAUGUGGCCACAUUAGAAGGGGCAGAGCAUGUGUCCAAGCAUCAUUUCUGAAGUCUGCAGUCUCCCUCUACACCAUAUUGCAUGAUAGGAGGGCACUGUAGCAUAACGAAAGAGAAAACUUUUAUCAUUAUUACUAUUAUGUUCAACAUCGAGAGCUUUAAAAAGCGGGAUGUGCAUCCUCAGAGAUGAAUGAUCUCCCUACACUGGACGUGCCUAGCAAAGAUGCUUUAGAAGAGGUUCCUACACAAGAUAUUCCCCAGCGUCAAUCCGCAACCCAGAGACACAAACUUGGUGUUUUCGAGGCUGGAUGCUGGGUGGCAGGGAGGCCUCGGACACCCAGCCCCAGAGCACAAGCCCACCCAUUGCAGUCCUCCUCAACUCGCAUUUCCUUGACUGCUCCCCUGGGGGAGGAGGUAUUGGCGCCUGGCCUGGGCAGAGGGUCAUGUGGAUGUGGCGGACCCUCUGCACAUCCCAGUGGCCGCCCAUUCGCCCAGGCCUUGCCCUUUUUUGAGAACUGGGAGCUCUCUUGCUGGGUCUGUUCCCACCAACAGCGUUCCCAUCCAGGGAGCUUAAAAUAGUGCCUCUUGGCUGGGGCUCUGGAGUGAGCAGUGAGGGAGGCAUUUGUGCAAAUAUGGGCCUGGGAGAAGGACUCCUACCCCAAGGGGGUGGGGGUGUGGUGGGGUGGGCAGUGCGGCAGGAGAGCCAAGACCUCCAGUGGAGGAUGCACCCUCCUGGCCACAGCCCCCCUCCAUCUUGCAGUAGAGGCGCCUGCUAGUCUCCUGCCUCCCUGACCUUACUGGGUCCACUUGGGCAAAUCUCUACACCGAAUCCCGCAGGCCUUCCUGGCCCAGCCGAGGCUCCAGGGUGGGCCCACUGGGAACAGGGACCUCUACGUUCUUCUGCUGGUUCUAUCCUUGUCCCCACCUCCUACCUAGGAACACUCCAGAAGCAUCCUUUUGAAGGCCCAACUCAAAAGUUAUUUUUAAUAAUCACAGUAACAAUUGCAGCUGCCACUAAUUGAGGGCUUACUUUUGUCAAGCGCUCUGCUAAGUGCUUUAACAUGCAUUGUCUUUGGUCCCAACGACCAUCCACUGAGAGCCAAGUUACCAUUAUCUCCACUGUGCAGAAGAAACUAAGGCUCAGAGAAGUCAAGUAACUUUCCCAAGGUCACACAGCUCUGAAUUGGCAGAGGCAGGAUUAAAACUCAGGUCUGUCAACCUCUGGAGUCUGAACUCUUACCUCCUGAACUGCACCUCCUCCUCCAGGUCCCCGCUGCUCUGGGCUCCCAUGCUCCAUCCCAGCAUUAUCACCCUGUAUCACAUACAUACGGCUGUUUUGAUUCAAUGCAUCAAGUAUUUAGUGAAUGCCUACUGUGUGCCAGGAACAUUGCUGGGUGCCAUGCCCACACCUUGGGAGCUCUCAGAUCCUCUUGGAGGACUCUAGUUUGGGCUUGGGCUCAGUGACCUCCCUGACAUGCAGGAUCUGGUUUGAAGAUGUCAGGGUGAGGUUGAGGCAAGCACAGAUCCUCCUUGAUGAUCAGCUGCCUCCUUCCUGGGCAUUCCUGCCUCCUUCCUGGCUGUGAUUCUCCUCUCCUUCCCGCACAGCAGGGAACAGCACGUGCAGGAAUCAGACAAACUUGCUUUGAAUGCUCUGUGACUUUGGGCUCUCUGAGCCUCAGUUUCCCCAUCCAUAGAUUCGGGAUAAAAUUAGGACCUCGCCACAAGGUGGUUGGAAGGAUUUAAUAAAACAAUGCACACGAAGGACUUAGCACAGUGCCUGGUGGUCAGUAAGUAGAAUUAUACAGCAGCUAUUAUUGCUAAUUGUUUCUUUCUGAAAAUGACGGUGUCCAGGUGCCAGAUGCAUAGGGCCUAGCACGUGGUAGGUGCUCCAAGUGAAGGGAAUCACUGACACAGCAGACAGAAGCCCCCAACCCUCCCCACCUCUGCCCCCUCACUCUUGGCUGGUCGUGCUCUUCCUGAUCUGAUGUGGAAGGUGUCCCGGACACUGGUCCUCAUCAACAGUAGGGUUACUUGGGCAGCCGGGGGCAGGCAAAGGACUUUUACUUACCUGGUUCCCUCGUUUUCAGCCCAGGGUCCAUUCUAGGGAAAAGGGGUGGCUGGCACGGAAGUUCUGCCAGGGUUUGCCUGCUCCUUGGAGGUGUCUGGCUUUCUGGUGGCGCCACCUGGUGGUGAGUACAGAACUGCUCCUAGCUGGGCGGCAGCUAACGGACCUGGUGGCUCUGAGCACGACCAUUCCCUGACACUCACUCUCCAGCCCAUCCACCCCUUUCCUCAUUCCCCUGUGUUGAUCACCUUCUGAGAGAAAAGACCUAAGGACCCCAACUCUGCUGUGGGGCAGAGACCCCUGAAGCCCAAGUUCCCAUGCCUCCCUCAGGCCUGGCUCUGACCUGAGGGGUAGGGUCUCUAAGUGGUUGGCCAGGGUUCACCUUCAGGAUAUCCUUCAGGGCUGAUGACCUCUCAGUGGUUUCUAUAAACCAAGGCUAGAAGAAUGGCCCUCCUUCCUAGCCUGAGAUGGCCCAGGAAUGGGAAACCCAGUGAUGGUCCCUGGGCCCAUCCUUGACUCCCCACUGUACCUGCUUGGGUACACACAGAUCCCCCUCCACAUUGAGGGGGCUCUGGGACUCCCAGAGGGACUGGCCUGGCUCCUAGAUUCCCUCUUAAGCAGCCAAGAGGCCUAGCCCAGCCCAGAGCUGUAUGUAUAAAGUUUGGAGAAAACUAGUAAGAAUUAGAAGACUGAAUUGUGCUCAAACCAGCCUUACCCCGCCUUGCACCGACAUGCUGUGUGAGCUUGGGUAAGUAAGGCCUGUUGCUCCCUGGGCCUUGGUCUCCUUGUGGUAGAAUGGCGGUAGGGCAGGGAAUGAGCUAGGGGAUGGGCGAGGACCCCUAUAGCUCCCAGACUGGGGCCUUGUUAAGGUGCAAAUUCCUGGGCCCGCCCCAUCAGAACUCUGGGCCCAGGACCCUGGAAUCUACGUGAAGUUGGAAGCUGAGGCGGCCAAGUCCUGUCUUCGGGAGCCGGAAGCCAGCAGUGUGUGUCGCCAGCAGGUAAGGAGAGUGUGAUGCUUUCAGGGGUCCUGAGAAGCAGAGGAACCCCCUAGCAGCCCCAAUCCCCAUCUUUUAAUUUCUCCACCGUUCUGUGGAUGCAGGGAUGUGUCCCCGCCAGCUGCGUGUCUGUUGGACCCCACCGGCAGCAGCAGCAGAGGGACAGCAAGGAGGCUGCACAGGUUACAGCCAGGUUGCCCCCAUCCUUCGCCCCCUCGUGCUGGCUGUUUCACGUGUGAAAAGGACAGUAGUGGUGGGGCUGGGACAGCCUGGGGUGGGGCUGGGGGCCUUGUUACUUGAGGAAGUAUUUUCAGAGUCCCCCUCCCUCUGGAGUUUCCAGUGGUAGAAUAGAGCCCUGUCUAGUAUUUGACCAAAUAUGGUGGUAUCUCUCAUGAGCUCGAGCCUCAGCCAGCUUCUCAGUUAUGCUGUGGAAACCUGCCCCGGACAGAUCAAUCUUGUGACAUUCAGGAGCGCCUUGCACCCUGCGUUCUUCCCUCGGUGAUUCCUGUAAAUGGCCAAGAGUGGCCCUGAGUAGGACGGUGCAGUCCUGGAUGCCUGUUCACGGUGUCCCUCCCCUGUCCUCUUCACACCCCCUUCCCCCCUCUCCUCCAUCCCCCGGAUGCCGGGGCUGGGGGGGGGGACUUGCUCGCUCACAUUCAGCUGGGCUGCUCACUCAAGGGGAGAGAUCCAGACCAGCAGGGCUGGUCCGUUCAGCCCGUGAUUCCAGGAUGUGUAGACCCUGGGGUCACCUGAGCUCAUGAAAUUGUGGCCAGAGCCUGUGAAGCCCAGAAGUCUCUCAGCCAUGAGGGUGGGCCCGAGGGGGUAGAAAGGAGAGUUGGCUGAGCAAUGAGAACCGUGCUUUGCUCUGAUGCUAACGUUCCCAGUAACAAUUAUACAAUUAUUUUAUAAUGAUAACAUUCAUAAUAAACAGCUGUGUUUAUUGAGCACAUACUACGUGGCACUGUGCCAGUUGUUUAACAUGGGUUAUUUCCCUUACUUCUUGUGGCAGCCCCAAGAGGCGGCUACUAUGACAUCCCCAUCCUAGAGAUGGGGGCACUGAGACUCAGAAAGAUUUCAGGGAAAAAUGGGCCAGGCCACUGUCGAUUCCUGGGUAUGACUCCCAUUUUACAGAGAAGGAAACUGAGGCUGAGAGAGAAUGGAAGUCACAAGCAGCCACACAGGGGCAGGCCCUUGGAGUGGAGACCUUCUCUACACGAGGGGGAGUGUUGCAUCUGGAAGGCCAGGACAACCGGCCGUGAAGUCCUCACGAACCCGUGACUUGGCCUGCGUGAGAGCACACAGAUUCAGAAACAUGUUCAUAGCAGGCCAGAAUUGUGCAGAAAAUAUGCCAAGAAAAACAGAGUGGGGUGGUGGAUAAAGCCCCACAUGGGGACCAGAUACGAACCCCAGCUCUGUCAUCUCUCACUCAUUGUAUAAUCCUAGACAAGUCCUUUCUUCACUCUGGCCCCAGUUUCCCCUCCUGUGAACUACCAGUGUACUGGGGCCACGGAGCUCACCUGAGGCUGGCGAGGCUGGCUGAGGCUGGAGUGCCUGAGGCUGUUUCCCUGGGAGAUGGGGCCUGUGUCCCACUCCUGGCUAGCUCUCUCUGAGAACAUUUGAUCUCCUGACCAACGGACAGCCUGUCCCUCCUCCACCCUUGCCCCCUUGCCAUCCCCCAAACUAACGAAGCCGAUUGUCUCAGGCGGCCCUGUGGGUGCUGGCUGGGCGGCCGGCCGCAGGCCACAGGCGGAGGUGCCACCCGCCAGAGCCCCAUCAGACACACAGGGCAUUGUCCCUCAGUCAACAGCCCCUGGGCACCUCGUCCCAGCUCCUGGCCUGCCCCCACGCCCCUCACCGCCUGCCACUGCGCCAGGCCCAGCCAGCUGGGGGCCCAAGGCUCCCAGGCGAUGACGAGCCCACCCACCCACUCCCCCGGCAACCCCCUGACGAGCUAUAAUUGCUUCGCGCCGUCCUGUUGCUGCUAUUCUCCUGGCGGAGGCAUCUGGGGUUCCAGGCGGGUGGCAGCUGCAGGCCGAUCGCCUGGCUCGCAGGAUGGACUGGCCACACAACCUGCUAUUCCUUCUCACCAUCUCCAUCUUCCUGGGGCUGGGCCAGCCCAGGAACCCCAAAGGCAAGAGGAAGGGGCAAGGGCGGCCUGGGACCCUGGCCCCUGGGCCUCACCAGGUGCCGCUGGACCUCGUGUCCCAGGCAAAGCCAUAUGCCCGCAUGGAGGAAUAUGAGAGGAACCUGGGGGAGAUGGUGGCCCAGCUGAGGAACAGCUCCGAGCCGGCCAGGAGGAAGUGUGAGGUCAACCUGCAGCUGUGGCUGUCCAACAAGAGGAGCCUGUCGCCCUGGGGCUACAGCAUCAACCACGACCCUAGCCGCAUUCCUGCAGACCUGCCGGAGGCGCGGUGCCUAUGUCUGGGCUGCGUGAACCCCUUCACCAUGCAGGAGGACCGCAGCAUGGUGAGCGUGCCCGUGUUCAGCCAGGUGCCUGUGCGUCGUCGCCUCUGCCCGCUGCCGCCACGCACCGGGCCCUGCCGCCAGCGCGCAGUCAUGGAGACCAUCGCCGUGGGCUGUACCUGCAUCUUCUGAGACAGUCCUCCCUGCACCCCCGUGCCGAGCAAGGCAAUGAAAAGUAAAGGCUGUCUUUUGGAAAGCAAGACUUUGGGUUUGCUCCUUGUGGCUCUGAAGCCAAAACCGGGUGGGAGGUAGAUUUCGAUCAAUGUGAAGGAGGAUUUUUCCAUCACCCAGUGUUCUCCAGCACUGAGAUGGGUUAUUACAAAAAUAUUACAUUUCAUGUCUACCA